CCAAAAUGUGAAGCCUAAAGGCAAAAUGGAAAUUUUUUCAUGCCCCAAUUUUCCCGUCCCCAAGGAAGGCAUUUUGUUUUCCCCCUUUGAAUAAUUCCCCCAGGUGGGCACUUUUAAAGAGAGUCACGCUUUUACUCGUUCGACUGCUUGGAAAUAAUUGUGUAUCCCCCGAAUCAACACAAUCGCAUAUUUUGUCUGAAUGUCUAUAUGUAUACACAUUUAUAUGCAAAAAAGAGGGCAGUUAAUCCAUGUUCUCCAUUAUGCCACGUAAUUUCCCCCAUGUAUGAAAUACUUUAAAAUGGAAGAUUUAGCCAAAAGCGGAAUCUACAGCAAACAGUUCUCCCUCAGCCAAAACAAGCACAACAGCGAAAGGUUGCAGAGACUUGAAAAGAGACUCAGCGGGCUACACUUCAGCAUCGAAUUGCAGAAAAAUGAAAAGAUUGACAAACUAAACGAGAAGAUCAACCUGCUGGAGGAAAAACUGGUAGAAAUGAACGAAAACUCAAAUAGGACCUUCGAAAAAUUAAAUGAAAAGCUGAACGACAUCAAAGUGGACGUCAAUAAUUACAAGACUGAAUUGGAAGAGUUCAAAAAUGACCACAGGAAAAAAUUAGAAAUACUCCAGAAGAAGGCUGAAGAAUUCAUAGACAAAGAAAAGGAAGAAUGGAACAAACUCAAAAUAAAAUUAAUAAAAGACUUUCAAAAUAAGACUACCUUACUGAAGUACUACAUCACGGAAGAAAUGACCGAGGAGUACGGACUGUUGCAAGAAAAGGAAGAAUCGCUCAGAAGAUUUUACGACAAUGAAAUUGCGAACCUCAAAUCGGUUGUUCAAAAUGAAAUAAACGAGAGAAUCAAAACAGAAAAGAUUAUCCUACGGGACGUCGAUGAUAAAGUGAACGAAAUUAUUAAAAUAAUUAAAAAUGAGAAAAUCACCAGGGAAAACUACUCGGAAAAUCUGGUGUCCCUCAUCGAGCAGUACUUUUCGCGAAUAAAAAAGGAAAUUGAUAAUGAACGGCUCGAACGGGAAGACACGGAAGAAACGCUGGUUCAUUUGAUGGAAGAAGCUCUCGAUAAAAUUGGAAUUCCAUUCGCAU
Messenger RNA from Plasmodium cynomolgi strain B, 1097 nucleotides. RefSeq lists its product as hypothetical. The annotation marks the transcript as partial. NCBI's taxonomy places the organism in Eukaryota, Apicomplexa, Aconoidasida, Haemosporida, Plasmodiidae. The record is from RefSeq and is a predicted model, not a curated record. The transcript is spliced from 12 exons.